AUGGGGAGAUCCAAGAAAGGGUCUGUCUGUUGCAAGAAACAGUCCGAUCCGAGUAAAUUGAACCAAGAAGAGAUCAUUUCUCUUUUUAGACGGAUUCAAUCUUCAAUCUCCAAAGGAAAAUCACCAGAAGGACUUGAGGGGAGGAAGAACCGCGAUGGGACUCCUGAGAAUGUGCCAUUGAGCAAAGCUAUUCUCGACAUUCUUGAGAAACCAAGAAAGAAAACCGAGGGAGAUACUAGAGUGAAGGAGCCACCAGAGAGACAAGUGAAGAAGGUAACUCGGCCACCGUCUAGUUUUGCCAAGCGAUCACCUAUUAGACCUACUUCAGGUCCAAGAGGUAAGCUUCCAAUAACACAGCACGAUAAAGCUUUAAAAGAAAUGACAGAGAAGGAAGAGAAAGCUCCAUUGAUAGAAACUAUGAAACUUGCAGAGCUAAAAGAAGUUGCCAAGAACAGAGGAAUCAAAGGCUACUCCAAGCUGAAGAAGAGCGAGCUUUUGAAACUGAUAAGAUCAUCCUAA
Messenger RNA from Arabis nemorensis, 519 nucleotides. Lineage: Eukaryota; Viridiplantae; Streptophyta; Magnoliopsida; Brassicales; Brassicaceae. The record is from the annotation of a GenBank genome assembly.